AUGAUUAGUACUCAGGAUGAUGAAAAACAAUGGACAGUUCUUCAUUAUGCUGUUGAAUCUUAUAAUAAUUAUUUAGUUCAAGAAUUAACAUCAAAAUCAAUAUCAUAUCGAUGUGAUGCCAAUAUUUUAACUGGUAAUGGUGAAAAUGCUUUACAUAUUUUAUCUUUAUCAGAUUUGGAAGAAAGAAACAAAUCUUUGACUUCAAUGGUUCAAUUACUUAUUGAUAAACUUAAAGUUGAUGUUAAUCAUGCUGAUGAUGAAGGUCGUACACCUUUACAUUUAGCGGUUAUGCGAGGUCGAUUCUCCUAUGUUCGAGAUUUAAUUGAACAUAAAGCAAAACUUGAUGUUUUAAGUAAAUUGAAUGCAAAUAUAUUACAUUUUGCUCUUAUUCCUUAUGAUAAGACAAAUUCUAUUGAUUUGUUCAAUAUGAUAAAUUUUUUACAGUCGAAAUUAUCAGAAAUAGGAAAAGAUUUAUUAAAUGAAUGUUCAUUAGACAAGAAAACACCUCUUGUAUUUUUUGCAUUACAUCCAUUAAUGACAAAUCCAUUCGGAUCUAAUCAAUGUGAACAAGAAGAAUGUGCACGUGAAAAACUUAUGAAGAUUUUCGUUGAGAAUAUGAAAGAUGAAAAACAAAUUUUAAUAACAUUUCAAUGCAUUGCUCAACGAAAAGAUAUUCAAUAUUUUGAUCAUUUAAAAUAUCUUAUAAAAGAUUCAUCAUCACUUCCUAUAGAGAUAUUGCAUCUCGCAUGUCGUUAUGACAAUCUAAACCUUUUCAAUUGGCUUAUCGAAAAUGGUUCCAAAGAAUAUCUCAAUAAACCUAAUCAUACUAAAUAUACACCUUUAUUAACUGCGAUAUUUUAUAAUUCUCAACAAUGUGUUCAAAAAUUGAUCGAAAAUGAAAAUAAUAAUCAACAAGAAAAUCUUACAAAAACUGGACCAUUAAAUAACGAUAAUAUUUUACAUAUCUGUGCUAAACAACAAGUCUCGGAAGAUCUUUUUAACAAAAUUAUCGAGAAAUUAUCCUUGGAAAACAAAACAAAAUUAUUACGAGAUCAAGAUAAUGAUGGUAAUCUUCCAUUACAUAUCUUAGCUCAAACCAAUACUAAACAUAAAUGGGAUAUGGCAAAAAGAUUUAUUGAAGAAAUGACACGGAUUACCUUUUCCAAUGAUUUGUCAAAAAUAGUUGAAUUAUUUCAAAAAAAAAAUCAUCAAGGUAGAACAGUUGCUCAUGAAGCAAGUCGACGAGGACAUUUGGAUAUUAUCAAGCAGAUGUAUGAAGUCAUUCCUAACGAGAAAAAGAAUCAAAUGAAAAGUGUAUUUAUGCAUGAUAAAAACGGAUUUACUUGUUUACAUUUAGCGGCUAUGAAUGGAAAUGAUAAAGAACAUAAAGUACUUGAAUAUUUAAUUAAAACUGUACGUAUUGAUGUUGAUGUCAUUGGCGAUCGUCGACGUACACCUCUUCAUCUUGCUUGUGAAUAUGGAAAUCGUUCCAUAGUUGAAUAUCUUAUAGAAAAUAAGGCUUCAACGACAUUACGCAAUGCAAAAUUAUACAAUGCUUUAGAAAUUUGUAUCGAAAAUAAAGAUGAAGAUUUAAUAAAAUAUUUAUUUGAAUGUCCAAAUUGGCGAGAAAUGAUGCAUAAUGCACAACCAAUUCAAGGAACAGAUGCAUAUGAUACACCAAUGAGAAAAUUAAUUCGAUAUACGCCGAAAAUAGCUUUAUGGAUGAUAAGAACAAAAUUAACACAAAAUAUUGGUGGAACAGAUCAAACUGUAUCAAAAAAGAUUUAUGAUUAUGAAUUUUAUGAAGAUAUGUAUAUGAUCAAACAAUGGUAUUCACAAGGUGCAAAAUUACCACCUGAAGAUACAUCAUGUAAAGCUCAAUGUCAUAAACUUGGUGUUAAUUUUAUUUUUGGUUGUGUUUGUGAUACUCAUUGUUGUAAUUCAUCUGUUCAAAGUGAAGAUCAUAUACAUAAACCAUAUACAAAGGAUUCUUAUACAUUAGUUCGAAAUCAUCCAUUAUUUAUUGUUUCACAACAAUCGAAAUAUCCGGAUUUACUCGCAGAUCCAUUUCAUCUUAAAUUACGUAAAAAAAUGUUCCAACGAUUUAGUAGAUAUUGGUUAUUAUUUUCAUUUGCCAGUUAUAUUAUUUUACUUGGUAUUUGGACAUCUGUUAUACUUCGUGGAAAACAUCCACAAUAUUUCUAUAGUUUAGCUGGUUAUAAUAUGACAAUGGAUAUUGAUACAUGUGAACAAGUUGCGAAGAAACUUAUUUUACAAAAUAAUCAGGAAGUGUUGAAGACAACUGAUUACAUUCGACUUAAAUUUGCUCUCUAUGCUUGUUUUGUCUGUUUUAUUCUAAAAAAUGGUAUUUUAAUUAUCGCUCUUUUUCCAAAAGUUUUCCGCACUGGAGCUCAUUAUGUUGAAGCUGCUGCUCUUACACUUUCUUUUAUUUAUAUUGUCGAUUGGUAUGAUUGGCAAAACUCAAUUAUCUUUCGAUGUCCUCUUCAAUAUCAAAUUGGAGCAAUGGGUCUUCUUCUUUCUUGGAUAAAUCUUUUAACUUAUGUCCGUUGCAUUCCUUGGUUUGGUGUUGGUAUUUAUAUUGCCAUGUUUCAAGUCAUAAGUGUGAAAUUUCUUCGUUUUUUACCUGUAUUAAUGAUAAUUAUUUGUGGAUUUGGUUUUACUUAUUGGAUGUUAUUACAAAAUCAACCUGUUUAUGGUACACCGAUUGAAGCUCUGAUACGAACCAGUUUAAUGAUGUUCGAUCUUGGUUAUGAAGAUCGACUUUACAAUGAACCAGAUCAAAUAGCUUUUUACAAACUCGUUUAUGUGAUAAUGAUCUUAACAGCGAUUGUUUUUUGUAUUUUUAUUAUCAAUCUUAUGAUUGGUCUUGCCGUUGGUGAAAUUCCAACAUUAAUGGAUGAAGGUACACUUUGGAGAAAUCAAAUGCUUUAUAAUUUUUUAUCUGAUGCUGAAAUUUUACGUUUGCAAAUUUGUCGGUUUCUUAAUUGGAUAUGUUGUAAUAGAUUGAAUCGAAUGCAGUUUAUGCGUCGUCGACCUGUUCGUUUGUUAACACUCGAUGAAAGAGGAAAGAUUUUCUAUGAAAGAGCAUGGCGUUAUACAAGAAAACAUUUUUUCAAUGAACAAAUUCAAGAUAACAUCAACUCUACGAUAUACAAUCGCGAUGAUAAAUAA
Molecule: messenger RNA, 3192 nt
Organism: Adineta ricciae
Lineage: Eukaryota; Metazoa; Rotifera; Eurotatoria; Adinetida; Adinetidae
Source: the annotation of a GenBank genome assembly